Molecule: messenger RNA, 1315 nt
Organism: Equus quagga
Lineage: Eukaryota; Metazoa; Chordata; Mammalia; Perissodactyla; Equidae
Gene: NFILZ
Product: NFIL3 like basic leucine zipper
Exons: 2
Coding region: 81-908 (275 amino acids)
Biological process (GO): circadian rhythm; regulation of DNA-templated transcription
Cellular component (GO): nucleus
Molecular function (GO): DNA binding; DNA-binding transcription factor activity
Source: RefSeq, a predicted model, not a curated record
CAAGAAUCUCACCCUGGAGCUCAGAUUGAACUGAGACCUUGGCUUGUCUAUUGAUCUUCUCAGCGGUCCCCUGGGUAGCCAUGGAUGUGGGUCCCUUGGGCCUGCCAGAGCUAACUCAGGGCUGCAGCAAGACCCUGCGGGGAGCCCGGGGCAGGGGCCCGGCCAUGCGCCGGCAGCGGGAGUUCAUGCCGGAGGAGAAGAAGGACACGGUGUACUGGGAGAAGCGGAGGAAGAACAACGAAGCUGCCAAGAGAUCCCGGGAGAAGCGGCGUCUCAACGACGCGGCGCUGGAGGACAGGCUGGCCUCGUUGCUGGAAGAGAACGCUCUGCUCAGGGCUGAGCUGCGGGCGCUCAAGCAUCGCUUUGGCCUCCUGCCGUCUGCUGGUGGCACCCGGACCCUGCCCCUGCAGGCUCUGCUGUGGGAGUCCUGCAUGGGAGACCCCUGCCCCGGCGCUGAACCGCUCCCAUCUCUGCCUGGCUCCCAUGGCUGCGUCUUCAGACCGUGUUCCUUGGACGCUGGGGUUCCAGGAUGCUGGGGCUGCCCUGUGGCUCAGAGGUGGACUGAUCUGGCUACUUCCCCGGCACCCUCUACCCCCAAGAGAGUGGAUAUGGCCUUGCAGGCUGCCCUCCCAGCUGCCUUCUUCGGCUGUCACCUCCUGGAUGGGCAUGGGGGGCCCAGACCGGAGCUCAGGCCCUGCUGGGGGCUGUGGUCACCCAUGCCCAGUAGUCGCCGGGCCUCAGGGCCCUCAGAUGUCUUGCUAACACCAACUGCUGAUCCCAUGGGGUUGCCUUCUGGGAACGAUCCUGAGGGUCUGGCUAAGCCCUCCUUGCCCCACAAACUGCGCAUCAAGUCCCGAGCCUCGGGCAGAGUGCCUCGAGGCUGGGAGGGGGGCCGGGGACCCUUAUGAGGGCUUCCCCUGGGCAAGGCCAGGUCUGCAAGGGGGUGGUUGGGACUGAGCAUGGAUUUGUCUGGGGUUGAGGGGGUGGCCUGGAUGAGUGGCUUGGCCUUGACCUAGCUCCCAGGACUGGGAAAGGCCUGUGGGAAGGAGGGAGGUGCCCUGGCUGGGGGGGAGCCCACUUCUCAGUGUUCAGUCCAGGCAUUUAGGAGGAGGGCCUGGGUAUGAUCUUGGAUCACACCAUGGUUCCCACCCUGCCUAAAGUAUGUGCUUUGGGUAGUCACUUUUUAUUCCUUCCAUUCAUUCAUCUGUCCAUCCACCCAUCCAUUCAUCCAUCCACCCAUCCACUCAUUUGUCCGUCCAUCCGUCCAUCUAACCACUCAGCAAUCUAUCCACAUACCUAUCUACCCAUCAACCCA